AUGACUUUAUAUGCUUGGGGUGCUAACAGUUAUGGCCAAUUAGGACUGGGACAUAAAUCCGAAGAGGAGAUUGAACCUAAAAAGGUGAAACUGAGUGAUACUGACUUAAAAGCCGAAAAUAUCGUGUCUAUAGCCGGGGGAGCUGUUCAUACACUCAUUCUUGAUAACAAUGGAUAUGUGUACUGUUGCGGCUACAACUCCAAGGGCCAGUUGGGAUUGUCCGACGACACUCUCAAAUUUUCGCAGAUCGAAAUUCUGAAGGGCUUCAAGAUUGUCCAGAUAUCUUGCGGCUGGGAUUUCAGUGCCGCAAUAUCCGACUGCGGGAAGCAAUUCGUAUGGGGUAACAAUGGAAACACCCAGUUAGGUUUGUCGAAGAGCAUUACUUGCACAGGUAUUCCCUCUAGGCUGCAGGUUUCACAGAAACUUGCCACCGGUUUCAAGCAUGUCAGUUGCGGGCUUCGUCAUUCUGCCAUGAUAACAAAAGACGGAGGUCUUUUGGUCGCCGGUACCGGAGCUAAGGGCCAGUUGGGUUUGGGGGACAACUUUGACGACAACAACUACUUAAGUAUAUCCAAGGUCCCUGAAAUUGAGGAUGUCAUAAGCUGCGCCAGUGGGCAGCACCAUACGGUGAUGCUCAAAGAAGACGGUACUGUUAUGAGCUGGGGGGAGAACAAAUACGGGCAGCUUGGAAUCAGCAACAACGUUUCCAACAGUUUUGUCCCCAUGGAGGUUUUCAGGGAUGAAAGCUUGGAAAAGGUGUAUGCUGGUUGGACUCACAGUGCAGCUUUGACCAAGAACGGCGAAGUUUAUACUUGGGGAAGGAACAGUUACGGCCAGUUGGGGACAAGCAGAGAGGAGCUCCACAAGCCUGAAAAAGUCCCAGAUCUCACUGAAAUUGCUCAGCUAAGUCUAGGAUCUGAACACAACUUGGCGGUUACCAAAGAGGGCAAACUCUUGGCGUGGGGAUGGAACGAACACGGAAGCUGUGGCACUGGUGAUAAAAAGGAUGUUAUGAAGCCUACACAAGUGUUAUCUAAUCAUAAAGUUAAGUUGGCUUUUGCUUGUACUGGUAGUUCUUUUGCUGUUGUGGAAUAG
This is a messenger RNA of Brassicogethes aeneus, 1095 nucleotides long. The record is from the annotation of a GenBank genome assembly. NCBI's taxonomy places the organism in Eukaryota, Metazoa, Arthropoda, Insecta, Coleoptera, Nitidulidae.